Schistosoma turkestanicum is the source of this 3027-nucleotide messenger RNA. NCBI's taxonomy places the organism in Eukaryota, Metazoa, Platyhelminthes, Trematoda, Strigeidida, Schistosomatidae. The record is from the annotation of a GenBank genome assembly.
AUGGUUGAUACAUUGGCUCAUACACGUUUAUUACAAGAACAAUUAAAUCAAGCACGAGCUGAACGCCAACAACAACAGCAUCAGCAACAUAGAAGAUAUCAGCAACAACAUCAAUCAAAUGCUGUUGUUCAGUCGAUCAACGGUGUAUCAGCUGAUCAACUGGAAAAUGAUACACAUCUAAUUCGGCCUUCAGAUAACCGGGCAGGUUUACUUAGUUCAAGUAAACCAAAAACAGACCUAUCUAUCCGAAAUGAUUCGAACAGAUUAAUUCGACCUACAACACCUCCUUGUCCGUCGUCGGAUCCUGAAGAUGAUUCUGGUAUUCUACCACAAUCUUACGAUAAAAAACUACUACAUUUAUCAAAAAAGAAUAAACCUGUAAAUAGAACUAGUUCAAAACAUUUAGACUCCAAACCUUUGGAUGUGGCAUUUCGUGAUUCGAUUGCUGCUUAUCAAGGUUCUCGUAAACAUCAUAUUUAUGACUCACAACCAAUACAUAGUUUUAAUAGAGAAGAAACAAGUCAUCCAGAUGGAUUUUUACCGUCAGAUAAUUCUUCGUCAUAUUCCGAUCGACAGCAUAAUAUCAAUCAUCAUAUGAGCAACAAUGAUCAAGUUAAUCAAUUCCGAGAACCUACUACCAAUCGAUUGAUUGCAUCAGAAUAUGAAAAUUCGGAAGAUUGGAAUAUUUCAUCAGGUCAACGAGUUCGUAAUAAAUAUAGUCGUCUUGAUUCGUACGAUGAUCGUGUUGCUCCUCAUCAUUCACAUUCUCAUCAUCAUCACCACCAUCAUCAUCAUCAUAAUCGACCUGCUUUCACUGAAUCACAUAAACUUAACAUGUCCGACAAUGAACCUGAACACUCAGAUCAAUUUGUUGAUGAGUAUGCUUCAGACUCACCUAUUCUAAGUCCUAUUCGUCGACGUUUCGACGACAGCCUAUUUCAUAAUGCAUCAGUAUCACCAGCUGAAUCUGAUUUAAAACAUCGUGAACGUCGUAGAAAACAUCUUGGUUUGCCUACAUUAAAAUUAGAUCAUGUUGGAAUUUUAUCACACACAGUAUUUAUUGGUCAUUUACAUAAACAAUUAGCUGAAAGUAAAUUAACCACACUAUGUUCCGACGUAACUGAAGGUCAAGUAGUUGAAUGCAAUUUUAUACCACCACGUGGUUGUGCAUUUGUUACAUUUGCCACUAGACGUGCUGCACAUCGUGCUGUCAUUCAAAUGGAUCAAUCUACAAUGAGUGGUAGAGAAAUUAAAGUAGCUUGGGCACCAAAUCUUGGUAUUAAAUCCCGUGAAGAUUAUCUUCACAAUUAUUGGGAUAUUGAUGAAGGUUGUACUUAUAUACCAAUAGAAGAAGUUUUAAAAUUAACACGUUCACAAUUUGAUGAUCUUUUAGCUGGUUAUGGUGAAAUUGAUGAAGAAUCUCUUACUGAUCCUCGACUUAGAGGUUUAAUUAUGAAUAGUCAUAAUGAUACUAAUGAUAUUAUUGAUGAUAACAAUAAUACUAAUACUCCUACUACUACUAAAACACAAUCGAUCAAUUCUCCUAAUGUAAAAUUUGUGAAAAAACCACAAACCACACCGACUUCACAAAAAUCUACACCGAACACUUCAUCAAAUUUAUCCAUAUCCACUUAUUCUUCUGUUCUUGUACCACCGCCGUCUAUUCCAAUUGGAUUAACUCGUUCUAUGCCAUCAAUGCAAUCUAUAAUUCCUAGAUCAGUUCCAUUAAUGUUACCUUUAGUAUCGGCAUCAGUUCCACGUAUGUCAGUCCCAACACAACCGUUAUAUUUCCAACAGAACAAUGCUUCUUCUACUUCUCGAGCACCUCCACCUCCACCGCCGCCCCCACCACCUCCCCCACCGCCACCACCUCCGCCACCUCCUCCCCCUCCUCCACCACCACCAGCAUCUACACAAUCGUCAAACACUCCUCCACCUUCUGUCACUAUUAUAUCAUCCCAAGCUCAUUCAAUAGCCAACUCAACUGGAUAUCAAUGGAAUCCUGCGAUUAAUGCAAAUCACAAUCAACCUUCUGUAAAUCAGCAGUUAAUGCAACAAAAUCUAAGGCCGGAAUUUUCAACUCCAAAUGUUGCCGGGUUUAGACCAUACAAUAGGCCACCAUUAUUGCCAAACGCACUUCUUCCGCCUAAUCAAAAUAGACUUCAACAACAACAACAACAACCACAACCUUAUAUGAAUGCACUAAAUCAACAGAAUCGAUUUCCUAGAAAUAUGUCAUUUGUACCAGGUAUAAAUAACAAUAAUAACAAUAAUAUUAGUAAUACUAAUCAAUCAGCAUUACCUCGUCCUCCUAAUACAAUGCUUCCUCCACAUUCAUCUUCUUGGUCAGACAUACGGUUUUCUGAAUCAUCAUCAAAUUCAAAUAUACCUGCUGGUAAUUUCAUGCAACAAUCAAAUCUUCCUCGUAUUCCAUCUAAUUCAUCAUCUUCAUUAAGUUCAUAUGAAAUGCAAAUGACUGAAAAAUCAUUUAUGCCGCCACAUUCAUCUGGUCCAAUGUUCAAUUGUCAUCCAACUGGAUUAUUAGGUCAGCAAAUGCAACAAAAUUUACCACUACCACAUCAACAACAACAACAACUCCAACGACCUCAUCAUCAAUUACAAUUGGAGUCUGGAUUUCGUCCAAUGGGAUCUGGAUUACCGUUGAAUAAUUGUAGAAUGCCAAUGAAUAAUGAUAAUGUUCUCGGUGGUAUGAAUACUGGUGCCAUCAGUGCUGCUGGUGGUGCUGUUAUGCGUAUGCAAUGGUCUGCUAAUAAUAAUAACAAUAAUAAUUUCAAUAACCAAACAACGAAUAUGCCACCGAUAUCUUCUUGCACUCCCAAUGCGUUUAUGCUUAAUUCAGGACAAAUGAAACCAUUUAAUCGACCAAUGUUUCCACCUCGUGUUGUUGUCGGUGGUGGCACUGGUGUUGUUGCUCCACCACUUCCUCUACUUCCUCCCAGUGGUGGUGAUGGUCUACCAUUUCGAUAUCGAAAUUUUCCUCCUAGAGGUGGUUUUCCUGGACGAUGA